Molecule: messenger RNA, 735 nt
Organism: Stylonychia lemnae
Lineage: Eukaryota; Ciliophora; Spirotrichea; Sporadotrichida; Oxytrichidae
Source: the annotation of a GenBank genome assembly
AUGAUUUUUUUGAAGGUAGCUCCUAGUGGCAAGAACUUCUUCAAACAUUAACAAAUUAUAGCCAUAAGCUCGAUGAGACAAGCUAUGAUUUAUACAAUUACAAAUGUGUUUAGUUGCGAGCCAAAUAAUUCAACCAAAUAAUUGCCCAACGACGAAAACUUAAGCGCUUAAACAGAGAAUGGAGAAUCUGAAAGUGAGAUCAAUUAAUUCAAAAAGAUUUUAGAUACUUUUGAGAAAGAACUCACUGUAAUUAAUCGUAGAAGUCGCGGUAGACCCAAGAAAUUAAAGUUUUUAAAAUCCUCAAGCAAAUCAUCGAUCUUAUCUAUCUGUCGAGCAUUUGUUAAAUGUUUAAUGAUCAACGAUUCAAUUUUUAACAUCAAUGGGAAAUAUUAGGAAUUAGUAGAAAGUAAAUUCAGUUAGGAUCAGAUCAGAAGAAUUAAUUAAGAUCUGUAAUAUUCAACCAACCCUGUGGAAAAUGAUAGGUAUAGACUAUAUAAGAUAAUAACUAAAUCCAGAAAGUUAGAAAAGAAUACUCUUGAAAAAUUAAGCAUUCUCGGCAGAAUAAGGUACAGAUUCAGCUUGAAAAAUAUAUAAUAAUUUCUUUCGGAUUCAGUUUACAACUAUCUCUUCAGGCAUUUUUUGUUGAGCUUAAGUGCAGAGAAUUUUUCAUAAUUUAACCAAGAAGUUGUAAGUCAAAUGUUGAACGAGUCAAGUUGGUUGACAUAAUUCUAAUGA